UCGGGGAUCUCGCGCUCCAGCAGAUGGCGGCUUCCCACUUGUGCGCGAGACGCAGAGAGAGAGAGGGAGAGAGAGAGAGAGAGAGAGAGAGCAAGAGGAGCGCGAGCGGACGGGCUUGGACCGAAGCAGCACGCGGGGAGGACUUUUUCCAUUGAGCUGACUUGUCAUCUCACUGGCGGACAAAAAGGACGGUAAAGAGGGCAAAAACACACCCGACAGAGCCGCUAAAAGAUCAGAAAAGAAGCCCGGGGAGGAAACGGAGGAGCUUGAGUUCUUUCUGUUUGAGGAGGUGACAGCGAAGAAAACUUCCGGCGCAGGAGGUAGCGACCUCUCACCAUGCAGCACUACGGGGUGAACGGCUACUCUCUGCACGCCAUGAACUCCCUCAGCGCCAUGUACAACCUGCACCAGCAGGCCGCACAACAGGCGCAGCACGCGCCCGACUACCGGCCGUCCGUGCACGCGCUUACGUUGGCCGAGAGACUGGCUGACAUCAUCCUGGAGGCUCGCUACGGCUCUCAGCACCGCAAACAGCGCCGGAGUCGCACGGCCUUCACCGCGCAGCAGCUGGAAGCGCUGGAGAAGACUUUCCAGAAGACCCAUUACCCGGAUGUGGUGAUGAGGGAGCGACUUGCCAUGUGCACCAAUUUGCCCGAGGCCCGCGUGCAGGUUUGGUUCAAAAAUCGCAGAGCAAAGUUUCGUAAGAAGCAGCGCAGCCUCCAGAAGGAGCAGCUUCAGAAGCAGAAGGAGGUGUCCGGGGAAGGAGGAAGCGAGAAGGAGGACACGCCUCCCUCCACCACUAUCCUUUCUGAUACCCAGCUUCCACCUUCAUCCUCCUCCUCCUCAUCAUCCUCCCUGGAGACAGAGGGUCCUGUGGUUCAUCCUGUUCCACUGGACAUGGAGCUGAACGUCACGUCAGCAGAACAUUCAGGCAGCGAGUCGGCAACAGAGGAUAAUGCCACCGAUAAGGAGGACGAGAGCAAAUCUCAGAAAGAGGAAAUGAAGUGUGAAAGGGCGGUGACACCCGGGGACGACUCUCCGGCUUGUAAAAGACUCAGCCCUAAACCAGAUUCCCCCCUGGUCUCUCCGUCAGUGACACCUUCGUCCUCCAGCAGCAGCCUGGCCAGCGCCGGUCCUCUCUCUCAGAGCCACUCUUACUCUUCGUCCCCCCUCAGUCUGUUUCGUCUGCAGGAGCAGUUCCGCCAGCACAUGGCCGCCACCAACAAUCUGGUGCACUACCCCGCUUUUGACCUCGCUGCCCCGUCUUCACUUCCCUACCUGGGAAUGAAUGUUAACAUGCCCCCUGCGCCACUGGGCUCUCUGCCCUGCCAGUCCUACUAUCAGUCCCUGUCCCAUCAUGCACAGCAGGUGUGGAACAGCCCGCUGCUGCAGGCAUCAACUGCAGGCGGCCUCACCAGCCACAACAGCAAGACCACCAGCAUUGAGAACCUGCGUCUGAGGGCCAAGCAGCACGCCGCCUCGCUGGGACUGGACACAAUGUCUAACUGAGAAUCAGAAGGGGUGAAAGAUGGCGUAAACUAGGCCAGAGCCUGCACAUUACCAUACCCUACUGCGUGUCCGUGUGACUGUGAUAGCUCUUUAGGAAGCAUACAAGGACUCCUCCAGCAGAUGGGCACAGAACAUACAGAGAUGUUCGUAAAUAAAACAUGCCAAAAUGCUUUGGACCUACAGAUCUCCAUUUAACAUCUCUUCAAAACGCACCACAUGUCGACCACCUGCUCGACUCCUCAUAGCUUCUGUUGCAGCUCAGCGUAUUGUUGGAAAAAGAAAACCCCCAAGAUAAUGGACAGCACUGCUGUAAGAUGCAACACUCCAUAAAGUGAAAAUACUUCCAACAGUCAUGCAAUGCUGGACCUUCCUAAAUAAAUGAAAAAGAAUCAUGAAAAAUGGUGUGAACGGCUGGACGGACUCACUUAAACAAAGCAAAACAAGAGAAAUAACAAUGCAAAUAAUGUUUACAAGAACAAUGUGAAUAAAUGAGGCACUUUGGAAGGAAUCACUCAUGCAGCAAAGAGACAUUUCAGUGAAGCCGUGUGGUUAUGUACAUACCACGUAAAACACAACAGCACAUAAGUAAAAAUAAACCCGAGCCAUGUUGUCCUCAACACCAUAAUUAAAAGUGACUAAUUCACCAGUUUAAUAGCCACUAAUAUGCCACUUUGUACAGAGGCUGGCUUGAUAAUGAGAAAAUGAUUUCAGUGACUAAAUUCUCAGAGGUUUUAAUUACAUUUUGCCCUGGGCUGAGAGAGCUGGGCCUAGCGCAAUUACGAACAUGCGUAACACUUAAUGCAGCAUUUUUAGAUUCAAUGGGUCCGUACGCCAAAACUGUACUCUGAGGCAGACGCACGACUUUGCAAUGACUUGUUCAUCUCCUGCGAAUACAGAACGAUGGUAAACAUAUUAGGACUCGGUUAAAUAUUGUCUUGACUUGUAUUAUUCCCGCCUUAAUAGUCUCUCGAGGAAACAUGCAGCUUUUCAUUGAAAGCCACACCGUCAGCACUUGAUGAGAAUCACACACGUCUCUGAUGUUUUCCGUUAAUGUGUUUUGGAAGAUAAUGUCUUCAAAUGAAAAAAAAGCACAUUAUUUUAAUAUGUAAAAUACAAAAAAGUCUAUCUAUUAAUGUUUACUGGUAAAGUAAUUGUAAAGUUCCUAUUAUGUUGUAUAAUUAAUAAUAAUGGACUCUGUCUCAGAUAAAAUUCCUUGUCAGAUUGUAAGAUUGUAUUUACUGAGCUCACCGACAGCCCCGUCCAUCCCCUCCUGUCUUGGUUGUCUUUUUAACACUCCUGGAUUGAUCUGAUAUCUAAAAUUUAAAGUUUUUUUUUCCUUCUUUGAGAAUUAAUUUAAAAGAAGAACCUGAGCACACUUCAUUUUUCUGGAAAACUACCACCCUCCGUGUUUUUCAAUCAAUCCAGGUGUAAAAGCAAAAGAAGGAGAAGACAUCUGAGUGAAUAAUUGACCCGAGUCCUCUGUGCUCUGCUGUCUCGACUCUAUUUGAGUCCUGUUGUUGUUUCUAAUGCUGUUCCCCGACUGUUUCUGUCAAACUACUUGGUCCGGUGCUAAAUAGAUAUGUAAAGGUGGAGGAGAGCGACCGGACCAUCAGCAGUGUUGUUUUCUUUGCUCCUCUCAAUAAUGUAGACUUGAACUUGUGUUGUUGUAAAAUAACUUCAAAUAAAAACAUUGCCUGA
Messenger RNA from Oreochromis niloticus (Nile tilapia), 3207 nucleotides. RefSeq names its product diencephalon/mesencephalon homeobox 1a (gene dmbx1a). Lineage: Eukaryota; Metazoa; Chordata; Actinopteri; Cichliformes; Cichlidae. Bases 337 to 1509 code for a protein of 390 amino acids. Gene Ontology annotation, molecular function: DNA-binding transcription factor activity, RNA polymerase II-specific; RNA polymerase II transcription regulatory region sequence-specific DNA binding. The transcript is spliced from 5 exons. The record is from RefSeq and is a predicted model, not a curated record. Gene Ontology annotation, biological process: regulation of transcription by RNA polymerase II.